UUUUUUUUUCAUUGCAGGUAGCAAAACAGGUCCCACAGAGGCGAUGAGGAAGUAGUCUCACUGAUUCGUUCGCUGACAAAAAAGUUUCCCAGAAUUCCCAGCGGCCAUGAAGCUUCGAUUGCACUUUGUGGUGGACCCUAUGGGCUGGCUGUGCAUCAGUGUGGUAUUUGGGAUCUGGCUCUACAACACCUUUUUUGUUCCCAAACUGGUUCUGUUUCCACACUACAAUGAGGGACACAUUCCUUGGGCCAUUGUUGUUUGUUACUACAUAGCAUCAGGACUCUGCCUAGCAGCACUGUUCAGAGCUUCCACGGCAGAUCCAGGCCGUCUUCCUGUGGACCCACACAUACCUCAUGCUGAGAGAGAGCACUGGGAGUUGUGCAAUAAGUGCAACUUAAUGAGACCUAAAAGGUCGCACCACUGCAGUCGCUGUGGCCACUGUGUGCGCAGGAUGGACCACCACUGUCCCUGGAUUAAUAACUGUGUGGGAGAGGACAACCACUGGCUCUUCCUGCAGCUGUGUUUCUAUGCUCAGGUCCUCAGCUUAUUCACACUGGUGCUGGACUUCUGUCAGUACUAUUACUUCCAGCCCCUGACAGGACUAGACCAGGAAAAGUUCACUACACGUCACGAACUGGCUCUGCUGCGAAUCUCUGCGCUAAUGGGCGUGGUCAUGUUUGGAGGCAUGUCUUCUUUGUUUUACACACAGAUGACUGGCAUCCUCUCAGAUAUGACCACCAUCGAGAAAAUGGCUCACUUUUCAAAUGAAACAUAUGGCGCAAAGAGAUCCUGGCAGUGGGCGCUAGCUGAAGUUUGUGGCACUCGCUGGAAACUCUUUUGGCUCAUCCCACUCCGAAGCAGACAGCCACUUAACGCCAGCCACCAGUUCCGCUCACACGUGUAGGCCGGUAGCGCUCCCACCUGCACAGAUGGUAGGAGCUGCCCUGAUGAAACACUGUAUACACACCUAAGAAUCCAUCUGCUCGCCUUCACCAUCCUUUUUUGUGCUACGAGAGCUGGGCAGCAGUCUUGGUUUUUCAGUGGAUAUGCCAAGUUUUUUUUUUUUUUUUUUCGUUUGCCUUUCUCUACAAGGCCCAGACUGGCAGAAAACAGGGUCAAGAAACACCUUUGGGAGUAAUGGGAAAAUGUUGUGUUUUUAACUCACUGUGACUGCUACUUUAAGCAUUUGGAAACCACUUUUUCUGGCUAAUUGCAAAAGAAGGAUGGAGGUUUUCAUCUGAAAGCAGCUGGCAAAGGAAUCCCCCCUCUCAGGUUACUUUAAUAAAGAGCCUUGACUACUGACCUUUAAUCAUCUACAGACAGAACAACGGUUAUUUUAGUAUGUCUAUUAGACUGGCGUUUUUUUGUAAGAAGUUUGUGCCUUGUUUCUUUUAGCGGUCCUCUUAAUUUGUGUGUGUUUGUUUGAUGUUUUCCAGCUACUUCUAGUUUGGAAGCUUUUUUUAAUUUUUUUGUAUUGUGUUUGUUUAUUUAUAAUUUUUUGUAAAGGGACCUGUCUAUUAUCAGCGAUGUUCUUUUGCUGUUUAUAAUUUGAAGAUUUGUAAAUCAUUUGGGGUUUGUUGUUGUUUUUAAAAUUUGGGAUUGUUCUAUGAAUAAGUACUCUGUGAACCAUUAAUUUACGAAGAAUGGAGCAGAACAAAGUUGAUAAUUUGAACGACAAUUUGUAGUCCUUUUAUAACAAAUAGGCAGCCUGGUAUGAACGUGUGUUAUGGAGAGCAGUUAAUUCCCACUUUGCUAUGGCAAAAAUCCACAUUAGAAACGAGCUUAUACAAUCAAUGUUAGAGUUGUAUGUUGUGGUCAGAUUGCUGCAUAAUCAAGAAUAUAACAUUCCUUGGCCAAUUAAUGUAAUGACUUGAUUACAACAUGGUAUUACUUUGUUUUAGAAGGCAUUUAGGUGUCAUGUUCUGCCUUCAAAGAUAACUUAAAUCAAGCUGCCUUUCUUAAAUGCCUAGUUUAACCUCAUGCCCCACUUAUGUUUGCAAAUGUGAAACUAUAGCUAGCAGCUAGUUAGCUUAGCUUAGCAUGAUGUAAACUGUGUAAACAUAAACAACUAACAUUUUUUUUAAAUACUUUAAAAAAAUAUUUUAAGUCAGUAAGAUAAAUCCUAGCAGUUGGUGAGGUUUUCCUACCUUUGGAUAACACCAAGCUAACAAGCUAAUUUUAGUUUAUGGUCUUAAAGCUAGGUAGCUUUAAGAUCACAGCUACUGGCUAGUUUUGCUUAACGCUAAGCUAAACCAGGUAGCUACUGGCUAGUUUAGCGUAAUGCUAAGCUAAACUAGAUAGCUACUGGCUAGUUUAACUAAGUUACAUGGCUUGCUUAUAGCCUCAUAGUACCUGAAGGAUGUAGAAGUGAUAUCAGUUUUGUUUACACCAUGAUUUUCCCCCAAAUGUUAGCCUUUUCCUUUAAGUCAAUCUGUUUAGCUAAAAUGUAUGUACAGUACAAUCUGUUAGCAAAAACAACAUGACCAUUUUUUUUUUUUAAAAUUUAGACUGUUGACAAUAUAAUUUCUUAUUGAUAUUUACCACAUUUUUGCUGCUGCUGCUGUAGGUAGGUCUUAAAUGCAUCUGAACACGCAAACUUUGUUAAUGCUGUCAGCAAAACUGGCAGAUUAGCCUACUUGUGGUGACUUACAGCUAGUUAACCCUUGACAAGACAUUGGCAACUUAUUUAUGGUGGUUUUACUGUAAGUGCGUGGAACUGUUUAGAGAUUUUAUUGACUUCAUUAAUGAGAUACUUAAGGUAAUGAUAGUACUAGCAUUGCGUGGUUGUCUUCAAUACUUGGCAAUCUCUUAGCUAAACCUGUAUGUAAACAAAGCUUGUCAUGUGUUGGGAAAUAGUACAAUAUCCAAGUAGUUGUAAGUGCCUGUCUACUUUAUUUCAUUGUUAUUUACUGUCACAGUCCAUAAUCAUCGUUGUAUGGCUGUCUACAAGCCAAAGACCUGGGGAAAUGUUGCAAUAGUCAUCAAGCAUACAGUAAGUGCAUGUUUCACCAAAUUUGUGAAGGUAGCGGUUCAAUAUUAUGCACUGAAUUUCACAUUCGCACACAGUCUCGUUUUAUUGCAAUCGUGGUACUUAUGAAAGGAAGUCUUUUUUCAUAUUUAUGAUGUGUUCAGGUUGUUUGCAUUUGCAUGAAUGUGUAUUAUUGAUGACUCUGUGAUUUUUUUAUAAUGCAUAUUCAGGUUCCUGGGUGUCUGUGUGUGUUUUUAUUAUUAUUUUGGGGUCGGUUUAAUGAGGAGAUAAAUUUGCAUGAUUGGCACUUUUUUGUUUUUCGUUAUCAUUUUUGAAGCAAUAAGCAUUGUGUAUCAGUAAAGCCAUCUUUUUGCAGUCCUCACUCCUGAACCAGUAAUUACACGACUUGAACAUCUGUCCUUAUUUCAGUAAACCUCUGCAGCACACACUGGUGUGUGUUUAUUGUCAGCUAAUAGUUAGUUAAGUAAUCGAUUAACAAUAUGUUGGCCUCUACAGCUCAUGUUGAUUAUACUGGAAUAGCUGAAAGGCUCUCAUGAAUUAUUUUGAGUCGUAACCUGCAGCAAGCUGAAGGUUUAAAUAUUUCUAAUGUGUUUACUUUUUUCCCCUCUCAGCUGCCAUCUGGCACCCCCAGAUCUCUAAAUCCAUGCAUCUUGUUCAUUUUCAGUUUUUUGAAAAGAGUUUUCAGGCCUUAUUUUGUUUAAUUCUAAUAACAGUGGAACUGUUAUGUUUUGUAAGUUAAUUUGUUACUCCAUAAAUAUGUUUCUUUAUGUUUAGGAAGCCUAUGACAAGUUGGCAAUUUAUUAUGUUACAAAACUACUAUUGUGAUUAUAAAAGGUAUAUAGGUAUUCAUAUUCAAAUAAAUUUGAUUCUGAAUAAA
Messenger RNA from Neolamprologus brichardi, 3866 nucleotides. It is a transcript of the gene zdhhc21, whose product is annotated as zDHHC palmitoyltransferase 21. The record is from RefSeq and is a predicted model, not a curated record. NCBI's taxonomy places the organism in Eukaryota, Metazoa, Chordata, Actinopteri, Cichliformes, Cichlidae. Gene Ontology annotation, molecular function: protein-cysteine S-palmitoyltransferase activity. Gene Ontology annotation, biological process: peptidyl-L-cysteine S-palmitoylation; protein targeting to membrane. Gene Ontology annotation, cellular component: Golgi apparatus; endoplasmic reticulum.